This is a messenger RNA of Nicotiana tabacum (common tobacco), 601 nucleotides long. NCBI's taxonomy places the organism in Eukaryota, Viridiplantae, Streptophyta, Magnoliopsida, Solanales, Solanaceae. The record is from RefSeq and is a predicted model, not a curated record.
CUCCUUCCCCCAACCAAUCCUCGCUUCCACCUCCACGCUUUUCUAGCUGUAAUGCUGUAUUACGCUCCUUCCCCAAAACCCCUCAAUUUCCUCCACCUUUCUCUAUCCCAUUCUAUAGUCAAUACUAACCACAAGAUUCAUACAAUCUAACCCAUAUUAAUCUUUUUUUGUCCAUUUCGUUCCCCUUCUUUUUCCCCAUAUUUAUUUCAUUUAUUUUUCUCUUUUAACUUCCCUAUAUAUAUACUCCAUUUCAUGCUUUCUUGGUUCUCCUUACUUCACAUCUUCUAGCCCUAAAUCUCCUCUUAUCUCUCCUACCAUUAACCCAAUCCUCCUCAAGAAGCCCCAUUUUUUUACAUUAAAGGUGAAAACUUUAUCGUUUUUCUUGAAACCCAUUCUUCAAUUCUUGAUUUUUGCGAUUGCAAAAUAUGGCCAUUGCAUACCCACAUUUCUUUGUUUCUGAAAAGUCCAAGAAUUUGAAGCAGCAGCCAUCAUUGAUGGUUUCUUCUACCCCAUCAUCACCACCUGUCAUUUUAUCCCAAGAUGAGCUGAAAAAAAUUGCAGCAUAUAAAGCUGUAGAAUUUGUUGAGUCAGGUAUGGUUGU